Molecule: messenger RNA, 678 nt
Organism: Mya arenaria
Lineage: Eukaryota; Metazoa; Mollusca; Bivalvia; Myida; Myidae
Product: O-methyltransferase MdmC-like
Exons: 6
Coding region: 1-678 (225 amino acids)
Molecular function (GO): S-adenosylmethionine-dependent methyltransferase activity; O-methyltransferase activity
Source: RefSeq, a predicted model, not a curated record
AUGUUAAGUCUAAUCCUAGAUCCUGUUAUUCAUGAGUUAAAUGAUGCUGCGAAAUUGUGUGAUGAAAAGGGAGUAGAUCAUGAGAUUAAAUGGAAGGCUCUCAACUUCAUAAAGGCCCGGGACAAGUACAGAAACAAUGUUAGCUCCAAAGUAGGACCCUGGCAACAAUCGAAUCGAGCACACUGUCCUUUCCCUUCAAGCAGGCUUACGAGGAGGGGAAAACCUAUGAUGUCUGGGAGUCUGGGUAAAAAUGGCGAGGUGGUCACUUGCGAAAUCGAUCCAUUUUUGGAGAUGCUUGCAAAGUCGUUUUCCGAUAAAUCACCACAUGGGAAGAAAAUAAACGUUAAAGAUGGUACGUCGAUUAACACAUUGACAACGCUAGCUGAUGAACGCCAACAGUUUGACGUCGUUUUCAUUGAUGCUGAUAAGCCAGUGUAUAUUGACUACUUUAAGACAGUUAUCGAUAGCGACAUGUUAGCACCUGGAGGAACAGUCGUUCUUGAUAACGCGUUUAUGUAUGGCCACGCCUACCGACCGGAAUCGACAAAUGAAAACGGCUUGGCAAUCCGGGUGACUAAUGAGUACAUCAACAGUAGGGCUGACCUAUUCAAGGUUCUAGUUCCAAUACGGGACGGAGCACUGAUUGUUCGAAGAAUGAAAGACAUGUUUGUGAGCUAG